Vespa mandarinia (Asian giant hornet) is the source of this 3377-nucleotide messenger RNA. RefSeq names its product solute carrier family 53 member 1. NCBI's taxonomy places the organism in Eukaryota, Metazoa, Arthropoda, Insecta, Hymenoptera, Vespidae. Gene Ontology annotation, cellular component: Golgi apparatus; cytoplasm; plasma membrane. Gene Ontology annotation, molecular function: phosphate transmembrane transporter activity; inositol hexakisphosphate binding. Gene Ontology annotation, biological process: cellular response to phosphate starvation; phosphate ion transport. The record is from RefSeq and is a predicted model, not a curated record.
UAUCGAAUUAAGUUAUUUCACUAAUUUAGUAAUUUUAAAAAACAUUUUAUUUUACUCAAAUUUAGGAUAAGAAUUGCAAAAAGAAAGAUUAUUACAAUGUUCGAGUAACAAGCAUUAUAUAUCAAGUAACAUAUACAUUUCUUAAGCUAUUUCUUUAAUUCGUUUGUUAAAGAUUCGUUUACGAAUAUGUAAUGUCAGAACGCGGUUUAUUCCUUUGUUUCGGUGUCCUAUUUAAUAGCGUUUUAUCUUAAGAAAAACAAAUAUUGUAACGAUGCGAGAAGAUAAAAUAUUUAAUCAAUGCUACCGACAAAGCCAAUUAGAUCGUUAUAAAUAUCAUUUAUAACCUUGCCUCCAAUUUAAUCUGUAGUAGACGAACGUCAGGAGAAUAAUACAGGAGAACUUUGUAAAAGUACUGAUGUUUAUAAUUCUCAUGCUAAAAUAUUAACAAAUUAAUACAUUACUAAAAUUAAAAGUGCCAAUGAAACUUUAUAUAUAUUAAAGUAUAUAACUAAAAAUGAAGUUUGCAGAACAUCUAUCUGCUCAUAUUACGCCUGAAUGGCGUAAGCAGUAUAUUAGUUAUGAGGAAAUGAAAGCAAUGCUUUAUACUGCAGUGGAGGAGGCACCUUCUUCAGAAAGUGUAGAACCAGAAGUGAUACAAAGGCACUUUGCUUCCUUCGACGAAGUAUUUUUUACAUUUUGUGAUCGUGAAUUGAAAAAAAUUAAUACUUUUUAUUCUGAAAAAUUAGCAGAAGCAACACGUAAAUAUGCAGCAUUACAAAAUGAAUUGAAGACUGCUUUAGAAUUGCAACAUGGCAGUGGCAAAAACAAAGGAAAACCUAAUACCAAACCUUAUCUACCUACAAGAAAAUUAAGAGAAUUGAAACUUGCAUUUUCAGAGUUCUAUCUUUCUCUCAUACUUUUACAAAACUACCAAAAUCUUAAUUAUACUGGAUUUCGUAAAAUUCUUAAAAAGCAUGAUAAGUUAUUGUCUGUGGAUAGUGGUUCAAAAUGGAGAGUAGAAUGUGUAGAAAUAGCUCAUUUCUAUACUUCAAAAGAUAUAGAUAAGCUUAUACAAGAAACAGAGACAACCGUAACAAAUGAUCUUGAAGGUGGAGAUAGGCAACGUGCUAUGAAAAGACUUCGUGUGCCACCUCUAGGUGAACAUCAGAGCCCGUGGACUACUUUUAAAGUGGGAUUAUUUUCUGGAAGCUUUAUAAUCCUGUUUAUAGCGGUUGUUCUCUCAGCAAUAUUCCAUGAGAGUGGAGAAAAUUUGAAAGUAGCAUUUCGUUUGUACAGAGGACCAUUGCUUAUCAUUCAAUUUUUAUUUCUCAUUGGUGUUAAUGUUUAUGGUUGGAGAUCCUCAGGGGUAAAUCAUGUCUUAAUAUUUGAAUUGGAUCCACGGAAUCAUCUGUCCGAACAACAUCUUAUGGAAUUGUCUGCAGUACUUGGAGUAGUAUGGACAUUAAGUCUAUUAAGUUUCCUUUACAGUGCUAGUCUUAGUAUUCCGCCAUAUGUAAAUCCUUUAGCUCUUGUCUGUCUUAUGCUGGCAUUUUUUCUGAAUCCAUUCAAGAUCUUUCGCCAUGAAGCACGUUUUUGGUUACUCAAAAUCAUUGGUCGUGUUUUGGUAUCCCCAUUUGCAUACGUUAAUUUCGCAGAUUUUUGGUUAGCUGAUCAAUUAAAUAGUUUGACUACCGCUCUAUUGGACUUUCAUUUUUUAACAUGUUUUUACAUCACUAAUGGUAAUUGGCUUGAAGCAGGGAAUACAAAGCAAUGUACAUCAGGAUCUUUGAUCCUCAGACCUAUUGUUAAUUGUCUACCGGCUUGGUUUCGUUUUGCACAAUGCUUACGAAGAUAUCGUGAUUCCAAAGAAGCAUUUCCGCAUUUAGCAAAUGCUGGAAAAUAUUCAACUACCUUUCUAGUUGUUAUAGCUAAUACAUUACAUAAUUAUCAUCAAGGUGAAUAUAGUAAUCAAUGGGAGAAUCCAUGGUUAUGGUCUUGGGUGGCAAGUUGCGUUGUUAAUUCAGUAUAUUCUUAUACAUGGGAUCUUAAAAUGGAUUGGGGUCUUCUGGAUAAUAAUGCUGGUGAAAACCGAUUUUUAAGAGAGGAAGUUGUUUAUUCUGCAGCAGGCUUUUAUUAUUUUGCGAUAAUAGAGGAUUUUGUGUUAAGAUUUAUAUGGGUCGCAAGUUUCAUUUUAAUACAAUGCGGACAUAUUUCCAAUGACUUAAUGACAUCUAUAGUUGCACCUCUUGAGGUUUUUAGGCGUUUUAUUUGGAAUUUCUUUCGAUUGGAGAACGAGCACUUGAAUAAUUGUGGUAAAUUUCGUGCUGUACGCGACAUUUCCAUAGCACCAAUCGAAAGUUCUGAUCAAACGCAAAUUCUUCGUAUGAUGGAUGAUGAAAAUGGUGUACUAAACAGAGGUAAACGUAAAGGUGGUGGUAAAAAGCAAGUAAAUACCAAGGAAGAAAAGAGAGCAUUGCUUAAGGAAACUAUUGAUAUUGAUAUAUCGAAUGCUAGUUAAAAUUAAUAGCAUUUUGUAGAGUUUCUUGAACUAUGGAUGAUUAAGCAAUAUUAAUUCGAUUUUGUAUAAAACGUUAUAUCUACAGUAUACGUACAUAUAUAAAUAACAUAAUCGAAGACUACAAAGGUAAUGCAAUGCGUGUUAUGUGCCUUUUGUAUUAUUCCUAUAAAAUAUUCUCUAUUAACGUGUAAAUACUUAAUGGGAUAUGUCAUAAUAUUUUAUGAGUCAAGAGUCUUCCACUAUAAGAAUUUAAAAGGCACUUUAGAACAUGAUGGGUUUAUAUUAAUUUGUUAAUUUUCAUCUAGUGAGUACAAUCUUCGAUAUUUAUUAACAUAUACAUGCAUAAGUUUAAUUAAAGUUAUAUUAAAAUUUAAAGUGAAAGAGAAGUGAGCUCAUUCCAAAUGUUUGCGUUCCAAUCCCUUUUUCAUAUUCUAUGCAUAUGUAUAUGUAUAUCUAUAAUAAUAUUCGCAUACAUUACACAUUCAAUAUAAAAAUAUAUGUUAAUAGUUUAAUAAUAAAGGUACCUUUUAUAUAGUCUGUUUAAAAUAUACAAAUACGCUUAGUGGUAAAUAAUUAAAUUUAAAUUCCAUAAGGGACACAAGGUGUAGUAUGUAAAAAUUAUAAAUGAAUGAUGCAAUUAUAGGUUUAAUUACAUUAUUCACAUUAUGAUCACUUAAAUAGUACUUUAAAUAGUAAGACAAUAUUAUAGACAAUUUUGUUUAAUAUUAUUCUUUACUGUAACAAAUUUCAAAAAGCUCAAUAUUACUUGUUUGAAACAUUGAAAAAACCAUAACUUAUCAAAUGCUUGUGAUUAGCCAAACUAAAAAUUAAAAUCUAUGUUUAAUCAUCGUUGAUCUUU